Molecule: messenger RNA, 1444 nt
Organism: Tribolium madens (black flour beetle)
Lineage: Eukaryota; Metazoa; Arthropoda; Insecta; Coleoptera; Tenebrionidae
Gene: kraken
Product: probable serine hydrolase
Exons: 3
Coding region: 125-1039 (304 amino acids)
Source: RefSeq, a predicted model, not a curated record
UCACUUGCAUCAACAUCAAAGUCAUUUGCUUUCACGUGCCGCUCAAUAGUAGUGGUGGUUCAGGUGGGGUUUGCAUGAUAACAAAUCGUGUCUCUGUGGGAAAAACUUGUCAUUUAUCGUCAAAAUGAGUGAUAAAACAAAUGGGUUUCACGACGAUUUCGAGGAAGUUCGGGUUCCGGUACCGUGGGGCCAUAUUAGUGGCAAAUGGUGGGGUCCCAAAUCCACUCAGCCCAUCCUGGCCAUCCACGGCUGGCAAGACAACGCGGGCACUUUCGACACCUUGGCCCCCUUGCUCGCCGCCAAAGGCCACUCAAUCCUCUGCGUGGACCUCCCGGGGCACGGCUUAUCCUCGCACCUCGCCGACGGCCACUGCUACUACCUCUUCUGGGACGGCAUCCACAUCGUCCGUCGCAUUGUCAAGCAUUUCAAUUGGGGCAAAGUCACCCUCAUGGGGCACUCUCUCGGGGGCGGAAUCGCCUUCCUCUACGCGGGGACUUACCCCGACCAGGUCGACAAGUACAUCAGCUUCGACAUCGCGAGCCCUAGUGUCCGCGACCCCGCCAAGCUCGUGGCCAGCAUCCCCGAGUGUGUCGACAAGUUCCUAAAGUACGAGACCCUCACCCCCGAGCAAAUGCCUUGUUACAAAUACAAGGAUAUGAUCGAUAUCGUGGAGGAGGCCUACAAGGGGGGCGUCUCGAGGCGCUCCUGCGAGGUGAUGAUGCGUAGGGGAAUGCGUCCGGCGGAGCACAAGGAGGGCCACUUUGUCUUUAACAGAGACCCGAGACUUAAAGUGGCCGCACUUGCGUUCAUGACGCCGGAUCAAGUGUUGCAGUUUGCGGCCCGGACCACGUGUCGGGUCUUGAACAUCCGGGGGAACCCCGGAAUGAAGUUCGACUUCCCGGAGUUCUACGAUAGGGUGCUUGACGCGAUUGACAAACAAGGGAAGGUGGAGAGGCACGUGGUCGAGGGGAGUCAUCAUCUCCAUCUCAAUAACCCGGAACGGGUCGUUGACAUUGUUGAUCAAUUUCUCGCGUCGUAAAAUUGUGAUAUUUAUUUAUUGACAGUAUUUUUAUUGUUGACUCAUUGUAGUUUCUUAUUUUAAAUAAAUGUUUACACGAAAAUUGGUAAAUUACAUCGCCAGGUGGUCACGACGAGGGAUGGUUCGUCCUGGUAGCGUUUACAAAUUUCCUCCCAUUGCAUUUCAGUGGGGCUAAAAAUCGCCUUGGAACGAAGAUUUCCUUUCACAGUUUCCAAAUCUCGCAAGAUGGUUUUAUUGCGUUCUUUGGCUUCUUCCAGUGAAAGGAAUUUUCGGUUUUUGGCGUCGACGUUGCUAUUUUUGCAUUUUUCACGUUUCUCACUAGAAAAUUUUAAAUUAAUUUAUUUAUUUUUGUUGUAAAUUGUUAAACAAACAUGUCUUGAAAUAAAGUUUCGAUUUUCUCCUCUU